CUAAAUUGAGAGAGAGAGAGAGAGAGAGAGAAAGAGAGAGAGAGAGAUUGAUUGAUGGUGUGAUGUGGUGUCAAAAAAUUGUAUGUGCAAUAAUCAUUUUCUCCGUUAUAUUUAUGGUUGAUGGGUUGAAGAAGUUGACAAAGUGCUUUCCAUCAACCAUUAAACGCUUCAUCUCUUCUGACAUGGCCAACUCCUCUGCUAUCUCUCAGGGUCUCUCUUCAGCCAUGGAGCGAACUGGCCAAUGGGUAUUUUCACACGACGUUCAGCUUCCUACUGACUUGGUCAUUAAUGUUGGCGACGCCACUUUCCCACUUCACAAGUUCAUCCUGAUGGCCAAGAGCGGCUACAUCCGAGCCAAAAUCCUCGGAUCCAACAACUCAGACCCGACCCGUGUCGACCUCUCCCAAAUACCCGGAGGCGCUCAGACGUUCGAAAAAGCCAUCAAGUUCUGUUACGGAGUCAACUUCCAGAUAACGGUGUAUAACGUGGCGGCGUUGCGUUGCGCUGCGGGGUACCUGGAGAUGACGGAGUGGGUGUGUGACGGUAACUUGACGAAGCGGACAGAGGAGUUCUUGGGCCAAGUGGCGUUAAAGACGCUGUUGGGCGCCGUUACCGUGCUGAAAUCGUGCGAGGGGUUGGGUUUGGUCGCGGAGGAGAUUGGGCUCGUUCAGAGAUGCGUGGAGGUCAUCAGCUUGAAGGCUUGUAAUGAGCAAAACUUCCCAACCUGCACCCCGACAGACUGGUGGCUCCCGGAACUCACUUCCCUCACCAAUUCCUCCUUACAACAAAUCCUACUCUCCAUGAAAACCCAUGGCGCCUCCUCGAAAACACUUUUCGCUAUUAUCACCGCUUUCGCCGAAAAAUCCUUCCCCGAAUUUAUCCACCCUAAAAACUCCGCCCUCCCCUUACCAGAUCCCUCACCUGCUAUCCGUACCCACCAAGCAUCCCUCCUAAACUCCAUAACCCACCUCCUCAAAUCAACCUCGAUACCUGUCCCUAUAAGUUUCCUGUGCCUUCUUCUCCGUGCAGCCAUCUUUCUGAACUCCUCAAACAACAGCAAAAGAGAACUAGAAGUUCAAAUCGCCGCCUGUUUGGAUCAGGUUUCUGUUGGAGAUUUGCUUGUGAUUGCGUUGGAUUGUUCGGGGCAGCGGGUUGUGGAUAUUGAUAGCGUGAGGAGGAUAAUUGGGUUGUUUGUAGAGAAGCAGGGAGGGGGUUUAUAUGGUGGAGGAGUGGUGGGAUGUUCUGCAACGGUGCAGCAGGUAACAAAGACUUUUGAUGCUUUUGUCGGGGAGAUUGCUGCUGAUGAGGAUCUUGGUGUGUCCAAGUUUGCUGGAGUUGCAGGUGCUUUGCCAGAGUCUGCGAGGAGGUUUGAUGAUGAUCUCUAUAGGGCCGUUGACAUCUACUUGAAGGCUCAUCCAGGGCUGGACGAGAUCGAGAGAGAAAAAGUGUGCAGUGUACUAAACCCUCUCCGGCUCUCCUACGAGGCCCGUCUCCACGCAUCACAAAACAAGCGCCUUCCCCUCCAAGUCGUCCUCCAUGCUCUGUACUAUGACCAGCUUAAGCUCCGCAGCACUGCCACCUUUAAUGACAACAUCGAUCCCACUCCACCGCCACUCAGCACUGCUACAACGGCGCGCAGCAGGGCGGUGGCAGAUGCGUCACUGAUGAAGGAGAACGAGGAGCUGCGAUCAGAGCUUACGAGGAUGAAGCUCUACCUAUCCGAUUUGGAGAUGACCAAGAAGGUGGGCUCUGGAAUCAAAAAGUCGAACACAUUCCUGGCGUCGGUGUCGAGGACUUUGGGGCGGGCUGAAUCCGUUCAAGCAAAGGGUUAUCCAAGAGAUACUCUCAAUAUUGAUGAGGGAUCCAUGGGAAGUGUGGCGCGCGUGGGAGUAGGCCCAGGAGGAGAAGCUUUUUCCAUUUCUUGA
This is a messenger RNA of Asparagus officinalis (garden asparagus), 1925 nucleotides long. RefSeq names its product root phototropism protein 2. The transcript is spliced from 5 exons. Gene Ontology annotation, molecular function: protein binding. NCBI's taxonomy places the organism in Eukaryota, Viridiplantae, Streptophyta, Magnoliopsida, Asparagales, Asparagaceae. The record is from RefSeq and is a predicted model, not a curated record. Bases 63 to 1925 code for a protein of 620 amino acids.